Messenger RNA from Monodelphis domestica (gray short-tailed opossum), 504 nucleotides. RefSeq names its product keratinocyte differentiation associated protein (gene KRTDAP). Gene Ontology annotation, biological process: epidermis development. The record is from RefSeq and is a predicted model, not a curated record. Lineage: Eukaryota; Metazoa; Chordata; Mammalia; Didelphimorphia; Didelphidae. Gene Ontology annotation, cellular component: extracellular region.
AGGACAAGAGCUGGGGCCACGCCUCAGAGCACCCCAAACCAGUCAUCAUGAAGGUCCCUGUCCUUUCUAUCGCUGUUCUGCUCUCUCUCCUUGCUCUCCAUUCUGCCCAGGGGGCUGCCUUAGGAGACUCUUGGGGAAUGACCACUGAGUCUAAUUAUGCAGAGGAAUCCAAGAGCCCUGAUACCCAGUUCCUGAAUGUGGAUAGAUGGCGAUCUGCCUUUCAGUCUAAGGAGUUCCUAAACUGGCAUGCUUUCUUUGAGGCUCUUAAAGAAAAACUCCCCUUCCUCAACUGGGAAGUCUUACCUAAGUUGAAAGGAAUGAGGAGUAUAAUUCCUGAUGGACAGUGAACCCCAAACACACAGGAUCCUAUACCAACACUCCCAUAAUGAAGUCAAUUUUCAACACCUAAACUACCCUGGGGAACUUCGGGGAUGGAUCUGUUUCAUUCCAAAGAAAUCUCUCCCUGCCCUUGUAGGUCUAAUAAAGAUAAUUCCACCUGUGAAA